This is a messenger RNA of Stereum hirsutum FP-91666 SS1, 921 nucleotides long. RefSeq lists its product as uncharacterized. NCBI's taxonomy places the organism in Eukaryota, Fungi, Basidiomycota, Agaricomycetes, Russulales, Stereaceae. The transcript has 7 exons. The record is from RefSeq and is a predicted model, not a curated record. Gene Ontology annotation, molecular function: protein binding. The coding region runs from base 1 to 921 and encodes 306 amino acids.
AUGCCAUCUGGUCGCCGACAUCGUAAAACGAAGAAGGUAGCAGUUACGGACCCGAAGUGGGAGCGGAAACCGAACAAACGCCUUAUACGGAUUCGAGAACCGUCAGAAGAACCCGAGGAUACACGGCCUUCGAAGAAAGUCAAGCGUGAGAGCAGGCCCGAGCCAAUCGCAAACAGCGACAACGAAAAAGCAAGCGAAGUAUCCCGUCCGAAUUCCUUGUCGACUAUCCCUAUGGAACUUUUUCGACAGAUUGCAUCAUACGUCAGGCCCCGGGACCUUCUAUCGCUCUCAAAGACGAACAAAGCACUUCAUCUAUUACUGUGGUCUCGGAGCUCGCAAUCCAUCUGGAAGGAUAUCUGGAGCAACCACCCGGUGGAAUUGAGAGACUGCCCCGAGGACUAUCCUGAACCGGCGUGGAUAAAUCUCCUCAUGGGGAAUACGUGCUGGGUCUGUGGCGCGAAAGACGCGAAGCGGGUUGACUUCAAUGUGAGGCGUCAAACGUGUUUAUAUCCGAGUAAAUGUGUCACAGCUGGGCUUGUUCAAAAAAAAGAAGCAUUGAAAAUGGGUAUUGAGGAAGACUGGCUUUGUUCAGCGAUCGUCCACACUGCCUGGCGUGAUCCGGCUACGGCCACUAGUCACUGGGGUUUCACUCCCUACUGGAAUCCAAAGGACAUCCGUUCCCUUCAAGCCGAACUCAAAACAUUUGAGGAGAACAUGGAAAAGGAGGGUCUUACAGAGGAAAUGAAGGCGAAAGCUAGGGAGCAGCUUCGAGAGGAGAAACAUUGGUAUCGAUACGAGCGAGACAGGCUGGCGGGAUACGAAACCUCCUGGUACAAUGGCGAGUAUGGAGGGCAGCCUGGAGAUGGGUUACUCUACGACCUCAGUCCUCGGCCAUCCCACUUGUUCCGCGCGCAGGGUUAA